UUUUGUUGGGAAAACCCGGCAUGUAUUUUGUAUACAUAUUUUGUUACGUAAUACAUUAUCAUAUGGACGAGCUGCAACAUAAAAUGGACCGUGUAUGUAUAUAAGCAAGUUAUGAAAUUCUCGAUAGAUCGGGAAGGAUAUCUAGGUUGAUAGCAAAUAAAAAAAAUAUCCACAUAAGUAAGGAACUCGCCAAACAUUGCUAAAGAUUCAAGUUGAGAUUGCAUGGUAUUAACAAUAGGGAAGAUAACUCGAUCCUUCACAGUCAUCAGAGAGCCACCAUGUAUUCGUGUAUUAUGUGCUGUAUGUUGCAAGCUGUUGAUCCAGUAUUCCUGGUGUUUGUUUUGAUUGUAACAUGGAAUUUAUAUGUAAAUGCCGAGACAGAUAAUUUUCAAACUGAAUCAGAACCAGAACACCAGACUGAUGAUUCCGAAACAGAUAGUCAUAGUAGCAAUGUGGAUAGCUUGAGAGAUGAAAGAAGCGACGUAAUUAACGAUAAAGAUGUUUCUUCUGAUGAAAGAUGGCACCUAGAACGUCAACGUGCGAUCCAACAAUCGAAAUUGCAAAUGUUAUUAGAAAUCGAGAGAGGCUCAUAUAAAGAGCGGCAGUGUGAAUCUACGGACACAAUCAAGAAAAUCGAAGACAACAUUAAAGUUAUUAACGAACGAAUUAAGACGUUGGAGACCGCUAGUCUUCCAGGAAAACACAAAGACUCUUCAGCUGCAUCAAAAAAAGUCCAAGAUAAACAGACUGGCAAAAUGCGAGAUCCUGACUACAACAAUAUACAGACACACAUGGUGUACUUACUAGACAAUAUACAAGAUCCUAUAUAUCUCUGUUUAUCGCUGUUUUCACAUGGGGUUUUUGAUUGGGAUGAUGUGGAAAAAAUAAAGAGAUGCCAUGCCAUUGGAACUCGGGAAGCAACUGAAAAACUACUAUUCAUUUUAAUGUAUUGUGGCGAAAACGCUUACGGGCGAUUUUUAGUGUGUCUCAGAGACGUUGGCCUGGAUCAAGUGAUCAAUGAGCUUGAACACAGCAGAUAUGGAGAGUCAAACCGCCAAGGAAGUGAGGAACAAAGAUUACUAGCAGAAAGGCGUGGACUUCAAGAAAGAGUGAAGGAAAAGGAAGAACAACUUCGGGAAGCAGUAACAGAAAAGGAACAUAAUUUUCAGAAAUUGCAGGAAGACAAUCAACGUAUUAAUAUGGGGCUGGUUGAACUCAGAAAUCAGAUGAUGAAGAUGGAGACGGAAAAACAGGGCGACAAAGAUGAGAGGAAGCAAGAAAUUAGUCUUCUAAGAGAAAAGGAAGAUGAACUUCUAAACGUCCAGAAAGAAGUAACUGAAAAACAACAAAGAAUCCCAAACGAGAUACUGAAUCUGGAGUCACACGUGGAAUAUUUAAAAGCAGCAACAAUAAGUGGAGAUAAUGUUGAGUCUGAUAUUACAAAUCUUUGCACUUUACUUCAAACAUGUGCGACGGCAGCUGAUGAUAAAGAAAUUUCUUCUGAACAAGAGGAAAGAUGGCAGCGAGUAGGUCAACUUAUGAUCCAACAAUUCAAAGAUCAACGGGAGGGCGAAAUAUCAAAUUUGCAAAAGCUAUUAGAAAGCGAGAAAGGCUCGUAUAAAGAAAGAGAAUCAGAAUUUGCGGAUACAAUCAGUGAACUCAAAGAUAACAUUAAAGAUAUCAGCGAACGAAUCAAGACGCUUGGGAGGCCUAGUAGUCCAGGACAACAUAAAGACUCUUUAGCUGCACCAAGGAUACUACAAGGAAGGCGGAGAAGCAAAAUGCGAGACCCUGACUUCCACAAUAUACAGACACACCUGGUGUACUUACUAGAUAAUAUACGAGAUCCCAAACGUCUGUGUGUAUCGCUGUUUUCACAUGGAGUUUUUGAUCGGCAUGAUGUGGAACUAAUAUACAAAUGUUAUGACGAUGGAACUCGAGAAGCAACUGACAAACUUCUGAUGACUGUAAUGUAUUGUGGUGCAGAUGCUUACCAGCGAUUUUUAGAGUGUCUUAGAGACGUUGGGCUAAAUCAAGUGAUCAAUGAACUUGAGCAAAGCAGAUAUGGAGAGCCAAGCGACCAACAAACCGAGGAACUAAGAUUAAUAGCAGAAAGGCGUGGACUCCUAGAAUGGGUGCAGGAAAAGGAAAAAAAGCUUCAGGAAACGGUGAAAGAAAAAAGGCAUGAUGUUGAGGAAUUGCAGGUAGAAAAUAAACGUAUUAAUAUGGAGCUAGCUGAACUCAGAAACGUGAUAUCAAAGAUGGAGAAGGAAAAACAGGGCGAUGAAGACGAGAGAGAACAAGAAAUAAGUCUUCUAAGAGAAAAGGAAGAUGAACUUCUAAAAGACAAGAAAAAAGUAAAAGAAAAACAACAAAGAAUCCCAAACGAGAUACACAAUCUGGAGUCACAGAUGGAAGAUUUAAAAGCAGCAACAAUCAGUGAAGAUAAUGAAUUGCCUGAGAUAGAGGCUGAUAUUACAAAUCUGUGCACGUUACUUGAGAAAUGUGCGUCGGCCGAUGAUGAUGGUUGUUCUCAACUUAAAGGUGAAAAUCAAAUUACUACUGAACACACUACUAGUAUUACCAUGACCGAAGAUGAUGUAUCAUAUGAUAUUCUUGAUGAACAAAGUUCCAUAAACAGGCCUGUAGAACUCGAAAUGGAUGAGACAGCUAACCAGGAUUUGCAAAAUGUAAAUAUCUUGAACCAGGCUGUAGAAAAAGGCUACACAGAUAAAAAUAUUUCGUCUGAAACAGAUAAACGAUGGCACGAUGAACAACAACUCGUGAUCCAACAUUUCAAAAAUAAAAGGGAUAGCGAAAUAUCAAAAUUAGAAAGCGAGAAAGAGAGAGGGUUUGAUUCUAACGGUACAAUCAAGAAACUCGAAGAUCACAUUGAAGAUAUCAGCGCAAGAAUUAAGACACUUGAGGCACCUAAUAGUCCAGGAGAAAAUAAAGAAUCCUUACCUGUACCAAGGAAAUUUCAAGAUAAACAGAUUGGAAUGAUGCGAAAAUCUGACUACCAAAAUAUUCAAGAGCACAUGAUGUACUUAAUAGACAAUAUACAAGACCCCAUACGUCUGAGUUUAACACUGUUUGCAUGUGGGGUUUUUAACCGGGAUGAUGUGGAAAAAAUAAAGAGAUGCUAUAACAUUUCAACUCGAGAUGCAACCCAAAAACUGCUUUUCAUUGUAAUGUACAGUGGUGUGAAUGUUUACCAACGAUUUAUAGAGUGUCUUAGAGAAGAGGGUUUAGAUCAAGUAGUCAAUGAGCUUGAACAAAACAGACAUCGAGAAUCGGACCAGCAGCGAAACGAGGAACUACGAUUAAAAGUUGAAAGAGUACAAGAAAGUGGAGAAAGCCUUAGAGAAGUAGUAAAAGAAAGGGAGUCUGAUAUCCGAAAAUUGAAGGGAGAAAAUGAACGUAUUAAUACGGAACUGGUGGAACUCAGAGAUGAGAUGGCCAAGCUGGAGAAUGACAAACAGAGGGACAAAGAGGAAAGGAUAAUAGAACUUAGUCUUCUAAAAGAAAAGGAAGAGGCACUUCUAAAACACCACAAAGAAAUAGACGAUAAACACAGCAAAAUCCAGAAUGAUUUAAAGACUUUGGAGUCCCUUAUUGAGAAUAUAAAAGCAACAACAAUCAGUGGAAAAUCAAAAGACGGUGCUGACCAAGAACAACUUACCAGAUCUAAGAAAAGAACGCAUUUUUCUAAUUUAGACGACGCGUGCUUAAGGGGGGAUUUAUAUAAUGUAAGGCGCUUAAUUGACUCGGGGCACGACAUAUAUAAAAGGUUCCGUGACGGCAUGACACCCUUAUUGUUUUGCAGUCAGUCCGAAAUUGAACCCGUCUCUAAAAUGAAAAUGAUACUAGAUAAAGGUGCUAAUAUAUAUGAUACAGAUACAGACAAUAACAAUGUGUUGCACCUAGCUUGUGGCUAUAGUCAUCUUGCUACAGUGGAAUAUUUGUUAAAUCUGGGUUUAUUUGAUAACAGCGGGGGUUUUAAGGAUAAAACACCAAUAUUAUGCAGCAGCGAGUCACCAAUUGAGCCUGUUUCUAAGAUUAAAAUGAUACUAGAUAGAGGUGGCAAUAUAAAUGAUAGAGAUACAGAAGAUAAUAAUAUACUGCACCUGGCUUGUAAGUGGGGUAGUCUAGAAACUGUAGACUACUUACUACAGGUGGAGGGUUUAGAUGUUAUGAGCAGAAAUAAAUUCGACCGAACACCUUUAGAUUGUUGUCGGUCCUCAUCUAUUCAGUUAGACGAAAAGAUUCAAUUAUUCGAAGAUAAGAUGCAAUUAUCAGGCAAAUAUUAUAGUCCGUUGUUUGAUUUUUUCAAUUAACUGUAUUAUUAACCUUUCCCCUAAUCGAUAUCCCGAGUAGCGAUCACAAUUUUAAUACACUCUAUCAAUUUUAAUAGAUUCAUACUUUUUUAUUAGUUGCUAAAGUAUGUGCUUUAGAUCUCGUGGUCUGCGAUCUAUGCGUUUCAUGGGUUCGAUCCCAGCCCUGUAGUGAUAUGUCAACUAAGCUGUUCUAUGCAUCAUCGAUCAACUUUUUUGCAUUAUAAAUAACUAAGCUGUUAUAUGUAGCAUAUAUUAUUAAUUAACCGAGCCUUUAUAUGGAUCAUCGUUAUUGAAAUCCUUUGAUGGUUUCAUAUUAGUUAUUGUUUUUGUUACCUUGUUGUAUAUAAUUGAUUUUUUGCCAUUACACUGUCAUUAUUUACUUGAUAACGACAAGAGGAACUUGUUGCAACGUAGUGUGAAAUAAACUCAGUGAUUGUUUUCCAUAUAAAUUGUGUUUUAUUAUCAUCGUUAUUGUGUUAUUAGUAAUUAACAAAGCUUUGUUUAUUAAUUAACAAAACUUUUAUGUGUAUUAAACUGAGAAUAUAAGGUUUGUUAUACUAUAAUUGAUUUAUAUAAAACAAUGACAAGGAGUAUACUGUAAAUAAAGUUAUACUGUUAAUGGUAUAUAUAAAUCUCGGAUUGGGAUAAUAGAGAUAACUAUAGUGAGGUGAUAACAUGUGUUAUAAAGUACACCAAUAGUCAUGCUGAGGACACGGAACAAUAUUGACGUAGUGGCACUUUCAAUUACUUGGACUUACAAUUAGCUUCUUUAUUAAUUGUAUAUUUUUGUUACAUUUCGAUGAUUUUAAAUUACAAAAAAUAACGGAGCGCAACAAAGGGUAUAUCUUUAUUAUUUUCUUUAAAUGCUUUUAGUAUAUCAAAAUAUUGAUAAUUUAAUUAAAGCAAAAAUAAAUAGAAUUUUCGAAGUUCAACGUUUCGAUUUUUAUUGUUUCUCCAUUGAAAUUUCCGUGCUUAAUCUACCAACACCAACCAAUUGUUACUGCCUUACCCCAAACAAUAACGUGUGGUUGGUGUUGGUAGAUUUGUUAUUGUUUGGGGUAAGGCAGAUUUUCUCUUAUUGUUAGAGCAAAAAUACAUCGUGGUUGACUCAUUUCUUCUAAAUAGUAAAAUAAAAAGUACCUAAUCGGACAUAAUAAUUGUGCAACAAUAAUAUUUUCGGUAAGCUGAUAGUGAAAAAACACCAAUCAGUCAGGAGGUGAUUGGUAGCUGAAUAGCUAACUGGACGUGGACACUGUGCCUGACAAGGCAUAUACUGGGUGUGGGCGUGGUCUGCCUCUGUUGUUUUAUUCCGUAAGCAAUCGCCAUGUUUGUUCUACAAAUUAAAAGCAAGUAUGGCGUUUUUUUAAGGCGUUAACUUGUUUUAUCUAAUUAUUUUUGUAGUUUUGUAAUCGGGGUUCCGCUUUAACACAAUUAUUUGAUAUCUAUUAUUAAAUUUAUAUAUUAUCUA
Molecule: messenger RNA, 5805 nt
Organism: Patella vulgata (common limpet)
Lineage: Eukaryota; Metazoa; Mollusca; Gastropoda; Patellidae
Product: repetitive organellar protein
Exons: 14
Coding region: 279-4337 (1352 amino acids)
Biological process (GO): regulation of apoptotic process
Molecular function (GO): protein binding
Source: RefSeq, a predicted model, not a curated record